CCAGAUCUCCAAAACACAGUGGCUUCCCGCCAAAAGCUGGAGGGCCAGCGACAGGAGAAUCUGGGAGUGCAAAAGGAAUUUGAAAACAUUGGCGAGGAUGAGACGAUCUACAAGCUGGUAGGACCUGUCCUGCUGAAGCAGGAAAAGUUUGAGGCGGAGAGCACCGUCAAGGGCCGACUGGACUUUAUUGGAAGCGAAAUCACACGACUGGAGGGACAGAUCAAGGAGACUCAGGCCAACAUUGAGAAGAAGAAGACGGAGAUU
Messenger RNA from Trichoderma reesei QM6a, 264 nucleotides. RefSeq lists its product as uncharacterized. Gene Ontology annotation, biological process: chaperone-mediated protein complex assembly; protein folding. NCBI's taxonomy places the organism in Eukaryota, Fungi, Ascomycota, Sordariomycetes, Hypocreales, Hypocreaceae. The annotation marks the transcript as partial. Gene Ontology annotation, molecular function: protein-folding chaperone binding. The transcript has 3 exons. Gene Ontology annotation, cellular component: prefoldin complex; cytoplasm. The record is from RefSeq and is a predicted model, not a curated record.